AUGCCGCUUCCAUUAGCCGGUUUGCCUCAUUUAGUCUCAUGUCUUAAGGAGGUCUGUGUGACACUCAACUUACAAUGUAACGACUUCUUCAUAGAAAAGGUACUGCAAUUAUACGAGAUGAUUCUUGUACGACAUGGACUGAUGUUGGUCGGAUUUCCAUUUGCCGGGAAGACUAAAUCCUAUCACGCACUGGGGCAUGCUCUAAAAUGCGUUUCAGAGAAGGGUUUAAUGGAUGAGCAAGCAGUGGAGUGGACGGUAAUAAAUCCGAAGUCGAUCACAAUGGGCCAGCUGUACGGGCAGUUCGAUCCCGUGUCACACGAGUGGUCUGACGGCAUCCUCGCUGUCAGUUACCGAGCCUUUGCCGUCUCUACUAAUCCUAAUAGAAAGUGGUUGGUAUUCGACGGUCCUGUGGAUGCGAUAUGGAUAGAGAAUCUGAACACAGUGCUUGAUGACAACAAGAAGCUAUGUCUGAUGAGUGGUGAGAUCAUACAGCUGGCACCCACUACCAAUCUCAUCUUUGAACCCAUGGAUUUAGAAGCGGCCUCGCCAGCUACGGUAUCGCGAUGUGGUAUGAUCUACUUAGAGCCUAAAGGACUUGGCUGGAAGGCGCUGUUGGAAUCCUGGCUGAACAAGCUGCCUCCCACGCUGCACAUAGUCAAUCGUAAUCUUAUACGGAAUCUAUUCAAUCGGUUCAUGUCACCGCUUCUCUGGCUUGUCGAACUUUCUGGAUUAGUUAAGCAAAUGUACAUAACGUCUCGAACCAACCUGGUUCAAGCGUGCAUGUAUCUCUUCGACUGUUUUAUGGACGAUUUUUAUGAUGAAAAAUAUUUGGAACAAAUAUCAGAUCUCGAUAUACGAGCUCAACUGGAGGGUGUCUUUUUCUUCUCAUGUAUAUGGUCUAUUGGAGCAACAUUAGAAAGUGCUGGUCGAUCUAAAUUUGACUUACUCUUCAGAGGUCUGCUCGAAAAGGAUUUUCCUGACAAGGUUAAAACUGCUCUGAACAUGCCGAAACAAAUUGCUAAACCAGACAAACAAUAUAUAUUUAUAAUUCCAAAGGAAGGUUUGGUUUACGAUUAUAGGUUCAUUAAAGAGGGUAAAGGUAAAUGGAAGCCAUGGAUUGAUGACGUGCACUCUGCACCCCCUAUCACCCGUGACACUCCUCCCAACCAGAUCCUGGUGACGACACUGGACAGUGUGCGAUAUCUCGCGCUGUUCAAGCUCAUGGUGACGCAUCACAAGCUAGUCAUGAUGGUUGGUCCUACCGGCACCGGAAAAUCCGCUUACGUCAUUGAUUUCCUAGUAAAGAGAGUUAAUACUAAAGUGUAUAAGGCUCUAAUUAUGGCUUUCUCUGCACAAACUAAUUGUAAUCAGACUCAAGAUAUCAUCAUGGGUAAAAUGGAUAAGAGGAGAAAAGGUGUAUAUGGUCCGCCUAUCGGAUGUUACGCUGUAGUUUUCGUAGAUGACGUAGCAAUGCCUCAAGCAGAAACAUAUGGAGCGCAACCUCCCAUCGAAGUGCUACGACAGGGCAUUGAUCUGGGACUCUGGUAUGAUCGGAAGACUAACAUGGCGAUGCACCUUAUUGAUGUUCAGUUUAUGUGUGCCAUGGGCAAGCCCAUGCCUGGAGCUAAAAUAAUAACUCCAAGAUUUUCCCGCCACUUUGCUUUCUUCUGUAUUGACGAGUUUGACGAUGAAACUCUUCAGACGAUUUUCAGCAGGAUUAUGCUGUGGCAUCUGGAUACUAGGGGAUUUUCAAAAGAAUUUGAUCCUUGUAUCGAGGAACUGGUCAAUGGAACGUUGGAAGUAUACAAGGAAUGUAAGAUGAAUCUACUCCCUACACCGUCCAAAUCUCAUUACACUUUCAACCUGCGAGAUUUCUCCAGAGUGAUAUUGGGUGUGUUGCUUUCGGUGCCCGAGGUAACUCCAGACUUGCAGUCGAUAAAGCGUCUGUGGGUGCACGAGUGUCUGCGCGUAUUCAGUGACCGAUUGGUCGAGGAAUCGGACCGCCAUUGGUUCGUAAACUGUCUCCGCGCCGCCACCUCUGCUCACUUGAACGACGACUUCGAUAAAAUGCUGAGCAGACUUGCUGAGUCACCGGGUGAAAAAAUUACAGAUUUACAUCUACGAAAACUAAUAUUCUGUGAUUUCGCGAAUCCGAAAGUGGACACACGUUUUUAUAUGGAGACUACGAAUUUGGAACAUUUGAACUCGACGGUUGAUGCUUUCCUUGUUGAGUUCAACAAUAUGACUAAGAAGCCAAUGAACCUUGUACUCUUCACAUUUGCGAUCGAGCACGUGUCUCGUAUCUGCAGAGUGUUGACUCAGCCGCGGUCGCACGCGCUGCUGGUCGGGCUGGGCGGCUCGGGGCGACAGUCCCUCACACGACUAGCGGCCCAUAUCAACGAGUAUGAUCUCUUCCAGGUGGAGAUGAGCCGUACUUACGGUAAGACCGAGUGGCGAGAAGACUUGAAAACUUUACUGCGUAAAACGAGUACACCGGAUUUGCUCAUGGUUUUCUUAUUCAUUGAGUCGCAGAUCAAAGAAGAGGGAUUUCUUGAAGACGUUAACAAUAUGCUUAAUUCUGGAGAAGUACCAAAUAUCUUUAAUACUGAUGAGAAAGCAGAAUUGUGUGAGAAAAUGAGAGUUAUCGAUCGGCAGCGUGAUAAAUCACUUCAGACAGACGGUAGUCCAACGGCUUUGUAUGCUUACUUUGUCUCUAUAGUACGAGAUCAACUGCACAUUGUGUUGGCUAUGUCACCUGCUGGUACCUCAUUGCGCACUCGCAUUAGGAAGUUUCCAUCACUCGUUAAUUGCUGCACUAUUGACUGGUUUCAGGAAUGGCCACCUGAUGCUUUGUUGGCAGUAGCAACUAGAUUUUUGAAAGACAUAGAGCUGACCGACCUAGAACGAGACACAGCAAUUAAGCUAUGUCAAGUGUUCCACACCGACACUCAGGAGCUCACGAGGCAAUUCUUGAGUCGUCUCAAGAGAUUUAACUAUGUCACACCUACCGCCUACUUGGAGCUGAUUAACAUGUUUAAGUCGUUGCUUACGAAAAAACGACUAGAGCUAACAACAGCAGAGAAGCGUUACUUAACCGGACUGGACCAGCUCGCUAUUGCAGCUAAGUCAGUGGGGGCAUUACAACAGGCAUUGGAAGUAUUGCAGCCCAAACUGGCUGCUGGCGCAAAAGCUGUAGCUGAGACUACAGCUAUAGUGGAGAAAGAAAAAGAAGCAGUGGCAUUGGUUGAGGCUGAAGUAUUAGUAGAUCAAAAAGCUGCAGAAGAACAGGCUCAAGAAGCCCAAGCUAUAAAAGACGAGUGUGAUGCUGAUCUCGCUGAGGCGAUGCCGAUCCUCAACGCAGCUCUUGCAGCACUUGACACGCUCACUCCUCAGGAUAUCACUUUCAUCAAGACGAUGAAGAGUCCUCCGCGUGGUAUCCGAAUUGUGAUGGAAGCUAUCUGUAUACUAAAGGAUGUUAAACCGGAUAAGAUUCCAAACCCAUCGGGAGUGGGGACUGUCGAGGACUACUGGGGUCCGUCGAAGAAACUCCUAAACGACAUCAAAUUCUUAGAGUCCCUACAGAACUAUGAUAAAGAUAACAUACCUCCACCCGUGAUGAAGAAAUUGAUGACCACCGUCAUGCAGGAUGAAGGCUUCGUGCCUGAAAAGAUUAAAACUGUGUCAGUGGCCGCUGAAGGUAUGUGCAAGUGGGUAAUUGCAAUGACGAAGUACGACAAAGUUGCGAAGGUGGUGGCGCCUAAAAAGCAACGGUUGGCGGCUGCACAAGCAGUGUACGACAAAGCUAGUGCCGCCCUCGCUGUCAAGCAGGCUCAGCUCAAGGAGGUACAAGCAAAAUUAAAAAAGCUAGAAGACGCUUUGGCUGAACAAAGUCGUCAACAAAAAAUAUUGGACGAUGAGGUGAUGGAUUGCAGUAAUAAAUUGAAACGAGCUGAAAUGCUUAUAACUGGUCUGGGCGGAGAAAAAACACGAUGGACGCAAAUCGCUAAGGAUCUCCGUGAAACAUACAAUACACUCACAGGAGAUAUAUUGAUUGCUGCGGGCAUCAUCGCGUAUCUUGGACCGUUUACAGCACAGUUUCGAAAUGAACAAAUAAAAACAUGGGCCAAAGCAUGUUCCGACUGCGGAAUUGUUUGUAAGCUAGACUACAGCUUAAUCAAGGUUCUGGGUGAACCAGUCACCAUUCAACAAUGGAACAUUGAUGGAUUGCCGGCAGAUGACUUCAGUGUAGAGAGUGCCAUUAUCAUCAUGACAGCACGACGUUGGCCUUUGAUGAUUGAUCCACAAGGACAAGCCAAUCGUUGGAUCAAAAAUAUGGAGAAGCCAAAUAAUAUCUGUAUAGCUCGUUUGACACAAGCUGACUUGGGACGCAUCUUGGAAAAUGCAGUUCAAUUUGGACAACCGGUGUUGCUAGAGAACGUAUUAGAAGAAUUGGACCCUAUGUUAGAACCUCUUCUUCAGCAACAAACGUUCCGACAAGGUGGUGCGUUGUGCAUUAAAAUUGGUGAUACUAUUGUUGAAUACAGCAAAGACUUUAAAUUAUACAUAAGUACAAAAUUAGCGAAUCCGCAUUACUUACCGGAGGUAGGUGUACGAGUGACUUUGGUCAACUUUAUGUUGGCUAUGGAUGGCCUGCAAGCACAACUGUUAUCUCGAGUGGUGGCCAGAGAGAGACCUGACCUGCAACAAGCCAAGACAGAUCUGACCACGCAGGGUGCCGAGCAUAGAAGGCUUCUACAGGAAAUUGAGAAGAAAAUAUUGACAGUCCUUUCUACUUCGGAACAUUUACUAGAAGAUGAAGAGGCUGUCCAGAUUUUAAAUUCCGCCAAAGAGACAUCGAAUGAGAUCAAAGAGAAACAAGAGGUGGCCAUGAUCACAGAGGCAGCUAUUGAUGUUGCUCGUAACGACUACGUGCCCAUUGCCGAACACUCUACGAACCUGUUUUUCCUUAUUGCUUCGUUAGCGCACAUUGACCCGAUGUAUCAGUACUCACUGGGCUGGUUCGAAGGCUUGUUCGUGGCGGCGAUAGAUAAUACUGAGAAAGUCGAUGAGAUUCCCGAACGCCUGACGAUACUGAGGCGUUACUUCACAUACUCUCUCUAUGCAAAUAUAUGCAGGAGUCUAUUUGAAAAGGAUAAAAUCGUGUUUUCGUUACUGUUGACUAUCACGAUUAUGUUGGCAGAGAAAGAUGUGAAAAGGAGUGACGUAAUGUUCCUCUUGUCGGGCGCACAUCCCAAAAAAAUUAAACCAAAUCCAGUACAAUUUCUCAGCCCACAAGCUUGGGCUGAGUUUAACGCACUGAAUGAAGUUCCUAAGUUUCAUGGUAUUUUGGAGCACUUUAUAAGCAACGUCAAAGUAUGGGAGGAUUAUUGUGACACGCCUGAUCCACAAGAUCAACCGUUACCGUCACCUUGGGACCAGAAACUUGAUAUUUUUGAGAAAAUGUGCGUUUUGCGGUGUAUGCGUUUGGAUAUGAUGGUACCCGCUGUACAAAACUACGUUGCAGCUAAAAUGGGUCGUAAAUUCGUGGAGCCGCCUCUUUUCGACUUGGCGUCUUCAUACGCGGACUCUCACUGCUGCAUACCUUUGUUGUUUGUCCUAACACCGGGCUCUGAUCCUAUGGAGACACUGCUCAAGUUUGCUGAUGACCAAGGUUUUGGAUCUUCGCGAUUGUUCUCGCUGUCUUUGGGUCAAGGUCAGGGACCUAUCGCAGUUAAGCUCAUUGAAGAAGGCGUUCGCAGUGGCACAUGGGUGGUAUUGCAAAACUGUCACUUAGCUAAAAGUUGGAUGCCAACACUGGAAAAGACCUGCGAAGGGUUGACUCCUGAUAGUACACAUCCAGACUUCAGGCUUUGGCUGACAUCAUACCCUGCCGCACACUUUCCUGUGUAUGUGUUACAAAAUGGUGUCAAAAUGACUAAUGAACCGCCCAAAGGUUUGAGAGCAAACGUCGCACGUUCGUACAGUAGCGACCCUAUCAAUGACAUCGAAUGGUUUGAGGGUAACAAGCAGACGGAGAUCUUCAAAAAGUUGUUAUUCGCACUGUGUUUCUUCCACGCGGUGGUGCAAGAACGACGACAAUUCGGUCCUCUGGGGUGGAACAUUAGCUACGAAUUCAACGAGACUGAUCUCAGAAUUAGCGUGACACAGCUUUAUAUGUUCCUCAAUGAGUAUGAUGACGUGCAAUUCAUAGCGUUACGUUAUCUAACUGGCGAGUGCAACUACGGUGGUCGUGUGACCGAUGAUUGGGACCGACGCACACUUAACACGAUCUUAUAUAAGUUUUACAAUCCUAAAGCUAUCGAAGAACAUAAUUAUGCAUUGGACCCAACAGGUGUUUAUCACAUACCUACUCUGAAGGAGCACAAUGAAUUUGUGAACUUCGCGCGUUCGUUGCCAGCCGCGACUCCACCAGCUGUUUUCGGCUUCCACACAAACGCAGACAUCACCAAGCACUUCCGAGAAGCUGAGGAGCUCCUCGAGACAGCUAUACUCACACAGGAUACCGCGGCAGCCGGAGAUUCAGAAGUCACGCCUGAAAUGCAAGCAAUGGCCAUCGCUGAAGAUGUUUUAGCUCGCUUGCCCGACAAGAUCCUGUCGGGGCCGUCGCAUGAGGGGGACAUCAAGCCAUCUGACAUGACGCCCAUGUCUAUCGUGGUCAUCCAAGAGGCGGCCCGAUACGAGCGAUUGGUCAAAGUUGUAAGGUCCAGUUCCAGGGCAGUGAUAGGUGCUGUGCAGGGUGUGAGCGUUUUAAACGAUAUAACAGAAGAAGUGUUGACGAGUAUGGUGCGCGGCCGUAUUCCCGAGCUGUGGGCAGGCAAAAGCUAUCCUUCGCUUAAACCAUUCGCCUCUUACUUUGAUGAUUUGUUGGAGAGGCUCAAGUUCUUACAGCACUGGCACGAGCACGGGCCCCCGACGGUGUUUUGGUUAUCUGGCUUCUACUUUCCUCAAGCGUUUCUCACAGCUGCCCAGCAGAGCUACGCGCGCAAAUACAAGAUACCCAUCGAUCAGCUCGCCUUCCACUACGAAGUGCAGAAACAGUUUGAGAUUAAUGAGCCACCGCAAGAAGGCGUGUACAUUCGCGGCCUGUACAUGGAAGGUGCGCGCUGGAACAUGGAUCAAAUGAUUGUUGACGAGUCCAUUCCUAAGAUACUGUACGACGAAUUCCCACCGGUAUGGCUCAUUCCACUAAAACGCGAAGAAGUGCCGACUGAUGAGUUCUAUAACUGCCCUCUAUACAAGACUGGGGCCAGAAGAGGCGUGUUGUCUACGACGGGGCAUUCUACCAACUACAUCCUCUUCAUGCGACUGCCUACUGAGCAGGAACCCGAUCACUGGAUCAUGCGAGGAGUGGCCCUGCUUACACAACUACCUUUCUAG
Molecule: messenger RNA, 7398 nt
Organism: Spodoptera littoralis (African cotton leafworm)
Lineage: Eukaryota; Metazoa; Arthropoda; Insecta; Lepidoptera; Noctuidae
Source: the annotation of a GenBank genome assembly